UAACUAUCACUCCAGUGUCAUUUCUCCUUCCCUUCCCAAAGCCUGUUCCCCGUCAGACGCAGCAAACUUGAAAAGGCCCAAACCACAGCGAGCGGGAGCUCACAUUCACAAAGACCUACUGCUGAUCGGAGACUGCGAGAACGAAGAUGGGAACCAUAGGGAGAGCCGUAUACACCGUCGGAUUCUGGAUUCGCGAGACCGGCCAGGCCAUGGAUCGCCUCGGUUGUCGCCUCCAGGGCAACUACUACUUUAAGGAGCAACUAUCUAGACACCGGACGCUUAUGAACCUCUUUGAUAAAGCUCCUGUGGUUGAUCAAGAGGCGUUUGUGGCUCCAAGUGCCUCUGUCAUUGGGGAUGUUCAAGUAGGAAAAGGAUCAUCUAUUUGGUAUGGAUGUGUUUUGAGAGGUGAUGUCAACAGCAUUAGCAUUGGAUCUGGAACUAAUAUACAAGACAACUCUCUUGUGCAUGUGGCCAAGUCUAAUUUGAGUGGCAAUGUUCUGCCAACCAUCAUUGGGGACAAUGUGACUGUGGGUCACUGUGCUGUUUUACAUGGAUGUACUGUUGAGGACGAGGCCUUUGUUGGCAUGGGAGCUACACUUCUUGAUGGUGUCUUCAUUGAAAAAAACGCUAUGGUUGCUGCUGGAGCUCUUGUUAGUCAGAAUACAAGGAUUCCAUGCGGUGAGGUAUGGGGAGGCAAUCCAGCAAAGUUUCUAAGGAAGCUAACUGACGAAGAGAUGGCUUUUAUUUCCCAGUCGGCUGUCAAUUAUACCAACCUUGCACAGGUUCAUGCUGCUGAAAAUGCAAAGCCUUUUGAAGAGAUAGAGUUUGAGAAGGUGCUUCGUAAAAAGUUUGCUCGUCGGGAUGAGGAUUAUGACUCGUUGCUGGGGGUUGUUCGCGAAACUCCCGCUGAGCUCAUUCUUCCUGACAACGUUCUACCGGACAAAGCACGAAAGGAAAAGUAACUGAAGGAGGUCUUAUUUUUCUUUUAAUUUUCAAAUCGUAAAAUUUGGGUCAAGGAAUAUUCUUUGUUAUGUGCAAAUACCUGGAGAAAGGAUCCAGCUUUCUUUCCCAAUAAUACCAGACAUGGCCAGGGGUAGAAUCAUGGCCUCCCAUUUUGUUUCUGGCUCUACACUACCUGUGGUUGAUUUGAAACUAUAAUUUCUGCUUUGGGAGGAGUAAUGCCAUCCAGCAGCUGUUUGUUGAUGUUUGUGUUCUUUGUAUUUACCAUAUCGCUCUCUCGGAUGAUAUUGUUGAUCGUUAAAAUAACGGGAAAUUGUAAUGCCCCUUGGAAUAGAUGCAUUAUAACUUGAGUUAGUUGUGAGAA
This is a messenger RNA of Tripterygium wilfordii, 1324 nucleotides long. RefSeq names its product gamma carbonic anhydrase 1, mitochondrial-like. The transcript has 5 exons. The coding region runs from base 147 to 962 and encodes 271 amino acids. NCBI's taxonomy places the organism in Eukaryota, Viridiplantae, Streptophyta, Magnoliopsida, Celastrales, Celastraceae. The record is from RefSeq and is a predicted model, not a curated record.